CAGUUGAUUGAGGACCUAGUACAACAGCUUUAACGCUUGGGUUGCUUAAGAAACAUCCAGCGAAUUUAUCUUUGCUUCGAGCGUCGACAGCCGCGUGCAACCAGAUUGCAGCGCAUGUUUCUUACGAACUUAUAGCCUUAACAUGAUACGUUCUCAAAGUUGCUUACUUUACAGUGCACUGUCACGAAGUCCAACUUACGCAUGCGAACACCUGCAGCUUAACUAAAGACCCGCGUACAGUCAUCUAGCUGUAGAGGGGAGACAUGGAGCCGGAGCUUGAGCAGGUCGCCUCCACUUCUUACGUUGGAUCAUCAGACAUAAAUGGCCGCUGGCAUGGCCAGGGCAAGGUGGCCUUCAAGAGCGGUGCCACCUAUGAAGGCGAUUGGAAAGCUGGCCAGAUGCAUGGUCGGGGCAAGCUAACCUUCCCCGACGGCAUCACGUAUGAGGGCGAGUUCCAGCACAACCAGCUAACCGGGAAGGGGGUGUACACCUGGCCCUCGGGUGCGGUGUACGAGGGCGCAGUGGUGCGCGGGCGGCGCGAGGGGCGCGGGCGGCUCUCCUUCACCAAGUCCGCCUCCGUGUACGAGGGCGAGUGGCGCGAUGGCAUGCGGCACGGGCAGGGCGUGCUGUACACCAACAUCACCCGGACCAGCUACUACAAGGGCAGCUGGGUGAACGACACCAAGCACGGCCCCGGCGUCAUGCGCUAUGACAACGGAGAUACCUACGACGGCAUGUGGGACGACGACAAGAAGCGCGGUCUGGGCACCAUGCGCUGGGAACUGGGUCGGCAGCAGUACAGCGGCGAGUGGGACAACAACGUACCCAACGGCGUGGGGCUGCACGUGUGGUACUCGGAGCAGAGCGACCCAGGGGUCGCUGCCUCGCAUGCGCAGCUCCUGAUGCACAACCGCUACUACGGCCACUUCAAGAAUGGCCGGCGGCACGGCUACGGCGUGUUGUACUACGCCACAGGAGCUCGUUACGAGGGCUACUGGCAUGGGGAUCAGAAGCACGGGCAGGGCUGCUACGUGUUUGAGAAUGGGGAGGUGUGGCUGGGGGCGUUCGCGCAGGACCGGCCGGUGCUGUCGGCGGGGGAGAGCUUCGCGCCCUCGGGCACUGGAGUCGUGCUGCAGAUCGAUGACCUAGUGGAGGAGGAGGAGAACCCCGCCCUCAGCCGCCGGGCCAUCGGAAACCUGCUGCUGUGCUACAACACAGAGCUGCGCAUGCUGUACGACAAAUACAGCAAGCGCGCCUCGCCCCACCUGCCCAGCAAGUCCGGCCGCCUCAGCUUCUCGCUGCCCGCCGCGGCGCUGUGGGAGCUGCUGGGCGAGUGCCGGCUGCUGUCCGCGCAGCUGCCGCUCACCGCCGUGGCGGACAUCCUGGCGGCGUCCCGGAGGGUGCCGGACAGGCUGCGCGGAUUCAGGAAGCAGGAGUGCCCCACCAGUCUGGACCCGCUGUCCCCCGAGCAACGCCGCUUCUGGGAACACCUCGCCUCCGAGCACACACCCGGCGGCCCGCACCACCCCGCCGCCGACCUCACCUUCCGCUCCUUUUGCGAGGCGCUCGUCCGCAUCGCCGCACUGCGCUUCCACCACCUGCCCUCCUUGGAACGCCGCCUGCAUCAGACGCUCACGCUGCACCUGCUGCACCUCGUCAACAAGACCAAAGCGGCGCCUCCGCCGCCCCCGCCGCCGCUGCCCACACUGCCCAACAACGUUUCCGUGGAGGCCGCGGCGGAGGCGCUGGAGUUGGUGCGGUACCAGGCGUCGUGCGUGUUUCUGCGGGCGGCGGGGGCGCCGCCGCCGCCGACUAAGGAGGAG
Molecule: messenger RNA, 1823 nt
Organism: Astrephomene gubernaculifera
Lineage: Eukaryota; Viridiplantae; Chlorophyta; Chlorophyceae; Chlamydomonadales; Astrephomenaceae
Source: the annotation of a GenBank genome assembly